Telopea speciosissima is the source of this 2593-nucleotide messenger RNA. Its product is annotated as nuclear intron maturase 2, mitochondrial-like. Gene Ontology annotation, biological process: mRNA processing. NCBI's taxonomy places the organism in Eukaryota, Viridiplantae, Streptophyta, Magnoliopsida, Proteales, Proteaceae. Bases 15 to 2216 code for a protein of 733 amino acids. The transcript has 3 exons. The record is from RefSeq and is a predicted model, not a curated record.
CCCUCUGGGUACAGAUGCAUCGGCGCUUUGCAGCAUUUGGUCGUCGGUUUCUCAUCACCUCCACUCUUUGUCCGACCAAUGAUACAUUUUUAUCCUGCAAAUUGAUAAAUUCCCUAUGCCCCAGAAACAAGGGAGUUUCCUAUUUUAGGUUCCUCUCAACGAUGGCGCUGCAGCGUCAACUUCCCGACCCUGACGACCCGUCUACCUUAAUGAAGGAAGACGGCGUUGCAGUCUGUUCUUCAAUGUGGAUAGAGAAUUUUCGAGAACCCGAUAAAACACUGACAAAUCUAACAAACUACCUUCGACGGUUUGAGUUAUGGGUGCUGGCUUACCAAAAGGUAUGUGCUGAUGAAACGGGAUCUUUCAUGCCCCGAAGUGCAGUACAGAAAUCUGCAUUGGAGGAUUUGUUGGCCCUUAGAAAUUCUGUUCUAGAUGGUAGGUUUAAAUGGGGAGCCAGGUUAGAGUUUUUCAUUCGAGCUCCGAAUGACAAAACCGACCUUGAAUCACUCUCAAAACGGAAAAUCAGGGCUCUUUUGACUACUACUCAACCGGCUGCAUUCCAAGAUCGAAUUGUCCAAGAAGUUCUGUUCAUGAUAUUGGAGCCCAUUUAUGAGGCUCGUUUCUCGCAGAAGUCAUAUGGUUUCAGGCCUGGCCGGACUGCACACACUGUUUUACGGGUUAUACGACGGAACUUUGCUGGAUAUCUUUGGUACAUAAAGGGGGAUCUUAGCACAAUCUUAGAUGGGAUGAAGGUGGGAUUGGUGAUUAAUGCCCUGAUAAGAGAUGUGAGGGAUAAGAAGGUGAUUGAUUUAAUCAAAACUGCACUUGUGACUCCAGUCAUCACGAGCCGAGUUGAUGAAGGGGAGAAGAAAAAGAAGAAGAGGAAGUAUCAGAAGAAGAAAGUCUUAGCAGAGGAUGAGCCAAAACCUGACCCAUAUUGGCUGCAGACUUUCUUUGGAUUUGCCCCAGAGGAGGCAGAGAAGGUUCCUUCUUGGGGGCACUGUGGGAUUCUUAGUCCUCUUCUUGCAAACAUAUGCCUUGAUGAGUUGGAUCGUUGGAUGGAGGAUAAGAUUAAGGAGUUCUACCGUCCUUCAAAGAGUGAUGUCAUUUGGAAUAGUCAGGAUGGGGAAGUGGAGCAAGGUAAUACAUCAUGGCCGGAAUUUGUGCCCACUAGCGGGCCUGACAAGACCCGAAAAAUGGAUUACAUCCGUUUUGGAGGCCACAUCUUGAUCGGAGUCCGCGGCCCAAGGGCAGAUGCAGCAAUCCUAAGGAAACAGUUGAUUGAAUUUUGUGAUCAAAGGUAUCUACUCAAGCUUGACAACGAUGGCCUUCCUAUUGAACACAUUACUAAGGGUAUAAUGUUUCUUGACCAUGUCUUGUGCCGGAGGGUUGUGUAUCCAACACUUAGAUAUACAGCAACUGGUGGAAAGAUCAUUAGUGAGAAGGGCGUAGGGACCCUUCUUUCAGUGACAGCAAGCUUGAAGCAAUGCAUCAAGCAAUUCAGGAAGUUGGACUUUCUCAAGGGAGACAGAGAUCCAGAUCCACAGCCUUGUUUCAGAAUGUUCCAUGCUACUCAAUCUCACACAAAUGCACAGAUGAAUAAGUUCCUGUCAACAAUGGUAGAAUGGUAUAGGUAUGCAGACAACCGUAAGAAAGUUGUGAACUUCUGCUCUUACAUUAUAAGGGGAUCACUGGCAAAGCUCUAUGCUGCAAAAUACAAGCUUCGUUCGCGAGCAAAGGUGUAUAAGAUUGGAUCCCGAAAUCUUAGCCGUCCAUUGAAGGAGAAAAAAGGGCAGUCUCCAGAGUACCAUAAUUUGCUCAGAAUGGGUCUGGUGGACUCAAUUGAAGGGCUUCAGUAUACCCGGAUGUCUCUAGUACCUGAAACUGAUUAUACCCCUUUUCCCAGUGGUUGGCGACCUGAUCAUGAGAAGGUCUUGCUAGAAUAUAUAACACUUGAGGAUCCGGCGACUGUUGAAGCGCAACGCAGUUGCCUUAGAGAAGAGGGUCUUAUUUCACCACAGGAAUACAUCUCAAUGCUUGUUUGGAACUACAAAAGGAAUUCUAAUAUUGUGGAUCAGCUUCCUGUGGUUGAGAGCAGAGGCAAUAAUGUCCAAACCGAAAAAGAAAUGUUGUUGAGCUCAAGCUUGAAAAGCUUCUGUGGCAGGACCACAGAUGAGGAAGACAAUAGAGAAAGAUUCCAGGCUGCCUUGAUAUAAGGAACAUGAUCUUCUUUUUUCUUGUUUGUAUUUUAAAGUCAGAUUUGAGCCUUUAGGGUUUCAAUUGAUCUGUUUCCAAGAAGUAAAGCAUUUCAGCUGAUCGAGAUCUAAAUAUGAUUUUGGAAAACUUGGUAAUAUGUCUGCAAUCCAUGUAUAAGGACUGAACUAGACAACCCAAGAUAAUCAGAAGCUGGCUUUCAGUUAUCACCGUCAAUCUUGAAGAUGCAAUUAAGGUUUGUUUCUGUACUUCUUUGUAAAACUAGGGAACUAUUUCAGAUUAGAAUAUGCCUUGUGAGAGCUGUCAUAUUUUCAUAAGGUGGAAGCUUUUGCUUAAAUUAGCAUUUGAGGUGCCUCCUCUCAGUUCUACUAUCUGCCAA